CAUCACCGGGAGAGGAAGGAGAAUGAGGAAGUGGUUGGAGCAGGACCGAGCAGGACUGGACUUGGAGAUGUAACUACCAAUGCAGCAGCAGCAGCUGUCAGGACCUUACUAGCUAGGCAGCUAGACAAUAAUAGUAAUAUUUGACAAUGCGAUGGGUAACUGCUGGGCAUUCUGUGUUGGGCUCUUCAGGAGAGAAGCCAACAGGAUCCAGAGAGGAGGCGGGUCAAAAUACUUCCGAAGCACCACCACAGGGGAACAUUAUACGAUUGAGUUUGAAAAUCUGGUAGAAAGUGAUGAGGCCGAGAGCCCACAGCCCUGCCCGAGGCCAAUCAGUGAAGAUGAGAUCAAACACCUCAAAGAGCACCGCUACACUGCGCUCUCAGACAGGCAGCUCCUGAUCGACCAGAAGAUACAACUGGAGUUAGAGGCACAAGAGGAGAAGUUAAGGCUAGAAGAGGAGGCUAGAAUUGCCGCCCAGCGUGAGGCCGCCAGGUUGGCGCGUCAACGAAACUUGAAGGAGCAGCUGCCUGCCCAGAGGACACGGGGGAAAGCAGAUGGCUCCGGCGGUGAAACUCAGCAAAGAAAGCAAAACGCUGGCGAGGAUUUUGACGUCUACCUCCAGAAUGUGAAAGCCCAGUCGGACUCUUUCAGGGGCAACAGACUGCCGUCUGACACGAACGUGGUGACCCCCAACACAGAGUGCAGCUGGGACUUCACCACCAAGACCCGCUCCACCAACGAUGACGGGACCUCCCUGGAUCUAGAGUGGGAAGACGAGGAAGGAAUCAAUCGUGCACUCCCAGCCUGGGAAAGGUCCCGGACGGAGGAGGACAUCCUGCGCGCAGCCCUGCGGCCCGGCGCCAAGCAGAUGAACAGCGGCCCGACCUCGGCCUCCGAGGACUCCAACGCACUGGAGUGGGAGAAUGAUUUUGUGAGUACCCUUCCUGAGGACAGUGCAAACACUGAUUUUGAGGGGUUUGUCAAUCCUGUCCUAGACACUCCCUCUGAGGACGCAUCGGACCAUGGCCUCAGUUUGGACAACCAGGACAGAUAGUGUCCAGCACCAAAGGAGACGUUUGUUGUGUCCGCUUCAUGUCAAAGCUCACCAGCUUUUUGCCUCAUGAAACUUAAAAUGUACCUACUUGCUCCUCAUAUUUUCUGUAAUAUGGGAGUCUGAUGCUGCGGGGAAUAUGUUGUGUAUUUUACUACAGUACAACGUAGUGAUAUCUUUAUCAAAUACUCAUUUUUUUUCCAGUGCCUUCAUUUGCCAUAUUAGCCGACCAUUCAUGCAUUGUAACUUGAACAGAUCAGUUAGCAUCCACUACCAUUUGACACAUUGUUCAGUAAGUGCUCAUUGUCAACGCACAGAGUCCAGGUGAUCAUACAGAAAAUGCCAAGAUACUCUAAAGUAAGAGCAGAUGGCUGCUUUGGUGGCUGUAUGUUAAAAAAUCACUCAUGGAAAUGACAUAUUUCACUGGUUGUAGGGAGAGGGGGUUCAUGGAGUGUAACUUUAUUAAGUUACUUUUUAAAUGCCAGCAUGGCCAUGUCUCUGCAUUUGACCUAUCCUAAUUAUUUAGUCAGUCGCAGUGCGGUGCCUUGGGGACCAACUGCAGUUCUGAGGCCAGUGCCUUGGUCAGUGGCAAUGCCGAGAGAAUUCCAGCAUGUCUUUUUGUGUGUGUGUGUGUGUGGGGGGGGGGAGAAACCCUGCACAAACACAGGAAAAAAAAGCAUCAACAAACUAUGAAAGAAGUCCUUGCUCAGCCCUCAGUCUCUCGGCUUAGCUUCAGCUCAUAAAGCUGUUGUAUGACUGCACAAAAAAAAGGAACUGAAUGCCUUUCUCCAGUCUAUUGGGGUGGUGAUGGGUUAUUACCAUCAUCUGAAUCAUGCACAUCAUUUCAGUCAUACUUUUUAUAUACAUUUUUCUCACUGUUUGAUUGACAGCAUGUCAUCAAUGCCGCAGCACCCUCAAAUAAUGCAUGGAUUCUGUGCAUGCACUCUGACGAGACUCCCCCCUCCCUCUGCUCCAGUUAGGCGUAAUAAAAGUAAUAUUGCCAAUUUGGGACCUAUCAAAUGUAAAACUUCGUAACUGUAAUGUGUAUUAAAUGUGUCGGUCUUUCAGGGCUUACAGUCUUGUGUUCACAAAAAUUCAAAAACAGAAGCCCAAGCAUGAAAACACUUACUGAUAUGCUCAGUAAUUUAUGUUUGUAAAGAUACACAUUUCCAUUAGAGAACAUCUGCCAACAAGAGACAUUUUUAUAAAACAUAAUUAAACACAUACAAUGAGCCCAUUGGUCUAUUUUAGGACAUCUGGGUUUUAAACUGCCCUUUUUCCCUUUUCUUUAUUUGACACUUAGAUGUUAUUAGAUCUCUUUUGUUUUUUAUGUCAAAAACAAUAGCACAGAACAGCAACAUCAUUGCCAAGCACCAUGACAUCCACACCACAAACACACAUGGAUUAUAAAGGACAGCAGGUCUUUGUGCCUCUCUAUAUUGUUAGCAUAUCCAUGGUUGGGAAAGCAUGCAGCAAGCCACAUUCCUUAUUGCAACAAAUAUAUUAUUUAAACUGGCCUUUUUUCAUAGAUGGACAGCUUCUAAACAGCAUCUUUUUGAAAUACCAGUCAUUCCAAUCAGCUGGUUCUCUGGUUCAUGGUGAUAAACCAGGGUUUCCGAUAACAGCCUGGAAAGUAUGGAAUGAAAUAGAAAUCCUCACAUUUGAGAGGCUGCAAUAAGCAAUAUUUUGGUAGCACUAAUUCUGGCCGUUAUUCACGAUCAAAGUCAGAAAUGCAAACAACUGGGGUAAAGCUAAAUUAUUAAACUCUUAAUGUGGAUAGUUGUUCUGAAAUACAGGGGACUCAUUGCAGAAUAUUUUAUAUUUAUCAACUUAAAAGAAAAAGACAAUUUCUGAUUGGUUGCUUGCAGGAGACAAAUAAUUUUUAAGAGACUUUUUAUUUAAUCUGAUGUGAAAUCCAAACCAGUUACGCUGAACUAAAACCAUGUAUAAAUCAUUAUCUGAUGGGUGUUUACUGCUGAUAAUGAAAGCAAUACUUUGUGAAGAUUGUGUGAGUGGAUUAGAAAAGUUUAAAGUUACCAAACAUGCAAACGUGACUCUUGAGCUGUAAACGGUGUCAUGUCCCUACAGUAGAUCCAAUGCUGCUCUCCAAUGAAGGAACUGCUUGUGCUUUCCUAUCCUGAUCAUUUGACCCAUCUCGUACUUGGGACAAUAGUGUUUCACAUUGAUCAUUUAAUCUGUUUGAAUCAAAAGUAGUUCACUGAUUGCACUUGUGUGUGGAUUUUUUUAAUUUGGUGUUAUCAUCAGCUUCGCUGACAUGAUUCACGUGUGAAGAGGAAACUGAUCUGAGAAACGUGCGCUGCUGUCGAAGUGAUUAGACGACACGCGGGUUGAUUUGCAGACAUUUUACUUCUCAAUAUUUGUAAUUUUAAAAAAUAGUGUUGUGUUGAACACAUUUCACUAUUGUUUUGCUGUGAUUACAUGAUCUGUGAAUAAUCACUAAUUUUCUGUAAAAUAAACCUGUAACUUAACAACCCUUGUCACACUGAGCCUGAGAGAAAAAAAAAAAAAGUACAGAAAAAUGUAUAUACAUACACUUUUUUUUUUUUUUUUAACAGAACCAUCAUCAUCAUAACCUUAAUCAGUAAAUUGUUGAUGUGAAUUUUGUUAUUUUCAAGGCAAUAUUUCACACUGGCCAAAUGUUUGAAUGUUUCUAGUGCACACACCUAACGUACAGUACAAGACUCCAGGGUGAACUACAGGCAGCGCUUAAACUAAGUCAGUUAUACUUGUAUCACAAUACACAAGUCAGUUCCUUACUAAGAUUGGGAUGUUGCACAAAGAUGAAAUAUCACUCUUUUUAUCCCUUUUUUUUUAACAUUGCACUGUUUCUUUGAUUGUGUCUUGUUACGGCUCAGUUGGUUUAACACUGCACCACUGUUGUCUGGGGGUUUGAGUCCCUUUUCUUUUUUCAGAAAAAAAUACUGUAAGCUCAUCCACCAAAGCCUAUUUACACUGUACAGCUAAUCAUUUUUAUUAAAGUUGGUACUAGUAUCUUA
Molecule: messenger RNA, 4068 nt
Organism: Perca flavescens (yellow perch)
Lineage: Eukaryota; Metazoa; Chordata; Actinopteri; Perciformes; Percidae
Gene: ap1ar
Product: adaptor related protein complex 1 associated regulatory protein
Exons: 10
Coding region: 152-1054 (300 amino acids)
Biological process (GO): negative regulation of substrate adhesion-dependent cell spreading; regulation of Arp2/3 complex-mediated actin nucleation; negative regulation of cell motility
Cellular component (GO): endosome
Molecular function (GO): AP-1 adaptor complex binding; kinesin binding
Source: RefSeq, a predicted model, not a curated record